Messenger RNA from Carassius auratus (goldfish), 1050 nucleotides. RefSeq names its product COMM domain containing 8 (gene commd8). Lineage: Eukaryota; Metazoa; Chordata; Actinopteri; Cypriniformes; Cyprinidae. The record is from RefSeq and is a predicted model, not a curated record. The transcript is spliced from 6 exons. The coding region runs from base 73 to 705 and encodes 210 amino acids.
UCCUGAAGAUUAAGUCACGUGACGCUCGAUCAGCUGACAUCAUUGACGCUGAGGAAGACGACUGACAGCAUUAUGAUAAAAUUUCUCGAAAAACUACCAUCUGAAGAAUGUCCUAAACAGGUGAAUGAACAGCACUCUCUUCCACCGUCAUUAUUACCCACAACUGAGGUGCUCUUGAGGCUCCUGCAUGCCACAGCAAAAGUUUGCCCACUGCUCCAGCUCAUACACAGGGUGGUGGAUGGGGUGUGCGGCCGAAGUGAUCCAAGGCGAACAGAUUACGGUGAACGGUGGAGUCUGAAAGAAUGGGUGGAGUUAAUGAACACUCUCUCUUCUUUUAUCCGCUUUGCUGUAGGAAGGGGCUGUUCAGAUCAAGAGAUCCAGGAGCUGCUGAGUGAUUUGGACAAGGCACAUGCUGAGGCUGUUCUCCAGUGUGUGCGCUCCAGGUCUGAUGAGAUCAGACAUGCUUUGGUGGACAGAACCAAUGGCAUCUCAAGCACACAGCUUCAAGACUUCAACUGGCAGUUAAAGCUGGCAUUAUCCAGUGACAAGCUAUCAGCUUUAAACACUCCUUUGUUAAAUCUCAGUCUGGACCUGAAGGAGAAUGGAAUUCAGAGAACAGUGAACAUAGAAAUGAACAAAGAGGAGCUGCAGUCUCUCAUCAGUGCACUAGAGGCUGCUAAUAAGGUUGUGUUGCAGUUGAAAUGACGAUACCAGCGAAAGAUGGUUCUGUGGCAUCAUACUUUCAUACAGAGGAUUUCUUAGGUCUGUAUUAUGAGACAGUGCCUGCAUGUGGGCAAACAAACCUUAUGGACCAAACCGAAAACCUGUCGGUGUUUCUUCUUAGGGGUUCAUUAAGGACUGAAUAUUAUUGUUCAAGCUCCAUCAGUAUGGACCAUAGUUGACUUGAAGUAAUGGUGGCAGGGUAUAUUUUGCACUAAAUGCCUGCCACAGAUCUUGCUUUCAAUUCUCCAUGAAAUGCAAAUGCAUUUUAAUGUCACACCCCAAAAGGUUGCCUUUCUAAAUAAAGUAACUAAAAACAUUAAACAUCAA